Messenger RNA from Aspergillus eucalypticola CBS 122712, 1593 nucleotides. RefSeq names its product U2-type spliceosomal complex subunit CWC25 (gene cwc25). NCBI's taxonomy places the organism in Eukaryota, Fungi, Ascomycota, Eurotiomycetes, Eurotiales, Aspergillaceae. The transcript is spliced from 2 exons. Bases 101 to 1378 code for a protein of 425 amino acids. Gene Ontology annotation, biological process: mRNA splicing, via spliceosome. The record is from RefSeq and is a predicted model, not a curated record. Gene Ontology annotation, cellular component: U2-type spliceosomal complex.
CUCACACUUACCACUUCCUCCCCCAUCCACCUACAACUCCCAAUCCACACAACACCAAGCACAACAUCAACCAGCUGGACACCCAGCCCCCUUUCACAAAAUGGGUGGCGACCUCAACUUAAAGAAAUCAUGGCACCCCUCCCUCCUCCGCAACCAAGAGCGCGUAUGGGCCGAAGAAAAACGCGCGCUCGAGGAGCGCAAACGAAUCGACCAACUCCGCCGCGAGCGCGACGAAGAGCGACAAAUCCAAGAACUUCAACGGUUACAAGAAGGGACCGGAAAACCGAAGCAGAUCCAGCGCGUGGACUGGAUGUAUCAGGAACCUGGGUCCGGAGGGGCAGCUGGGGGUAUGUACGCGGAGGAAAUGGAGGGGUAUCUGUUGGGGAAGAGACGGAUUGAUGGGAUUUUGUUGAAGAAGGAGGGGGGCGAGACGGAGGGGUUGAAGAAGGGGGCGGAGUUUAAUGCGUCGCUUGGUGGUGGGAGUGCAGUGCAGCAGCCGGUGGUAAAUUCGAGGGAUACGAUGGCCAAGGUGUUGGCUGAUCCGCUUUUGGAGAUUAGGAAGAGGGAGCAGGCGGCGUUGGAGGGGAUGGUUAGGGAGGAGGUUAGGAAGGGGGGGAGUUCUUCGAAAGGGGGGGAGAAGAGGGAUAGGGAUGGGCAUAGGGAGAGGAGGAGGGAGAGGGAGAGGGAGAGGGAGAGGAGGCAUAGGUCGAGGUCGCCGGAGAGGAGGCGGAGAGAUGAUCGUGAUCGUGAUGAUAGGGAUAAGGAGAGGAGGAGCGAGAGGGAUUAUAGGAGGGAUAGAGAAAGGGACAGUGAUCGGGACUAUCACCGCUCGAGCAGACAUCGGGAGCAUCGUGAUCGUGAUCGUGAUCGUGAAGAUCGAUAUGACCGGCGAGAUCGAUCCCCUGCGGAUCGCCACCAGUCUGACAGACGGCGCAGCGACGAUCGGAGAGAAAGCGAUGGAUACAGAGAUUCUCGGGACAGGGACCGUGAGCGUGAUCGCAGAGACCGAGACCGCGACCGCGACCGACCCAGUCGCUACCACCAAGACAAGAGAGACUACCGUCCCCGAGACAGAGAUACAUCCAGCCGCGACAAGCCCAACGCUGAAGAAGCCGAGCAGAAGCGCAAGCAGCAAGAGGAAGAACGGCAACGCAAACUAGCAGAGAUGCAAGCGAACGCGAGCGAGAUGGAGGAUGCUCGGCGACAGCGCAUUGCGGAGGUCACUGCUAUUGAAGCGAAGCAGCAUGAAGAAGAUGAGAAGCAUCGCUCGGAGAAGGGUCGCUUUGUGUCGGGGCUGCAUAAACAGCUUCAGGAGGAUAGUCUGGAUGAGCGGAUUAAGCGCAGUCGGGGUGGGUUGGCUCGCUUGGAUGAGGAUUAAUCGUUAUCAUCAUUACAGUUAAAUCUUCAUGAAUGUUGUUGGGUUCGUAUGAUGAUCAUGGGAUGGAUGAAUGGUGUGCUGUGCUCUGGAAGCACGAUAUAGAUGCAGUCAUUCUCCUUUCUCAUCAUGCCUAUGCUCAACAUGCUAUCGAUGUAUCAUACAUAUACCAAGAUUUUAUGUUACCAUUCAUAACUCUGACAAAUGCAUAUUUACCU